CUAAAACUUCAUCAUAACACGAUCCCAUAUACAGUUCCCAGCCAAUCAAUACCAAAACAAUUAUAGGAAGGACAUAUAAAGCUGUAGCAACUAGCAACAUGAAGAUGCGGCAGUAACCUCAAUCCAAUCAAAAUAUCAGAUAUAUCAAGCACUUGAUUGAUUUUUGGAUGGUCUUUGAAUCCAUAACAAUUUGCUUUGUGUUUCAGUUUUUUUUUCUUUUCUUCUCUUCUUUCUUUCUUUCUUUCUUUUUUCUUUUUUUUUUUGGAUGGGGUGGGGGGGGGGGGGACUGGGUCAAUUAAUCUCUCAAAUCAUAAAUUCUACAACUACUUUUUUUUUCCUGGUGAACUUCUGUAAGUAUCAGGUACAAACACGAGUCAUUUGGUUCAAGUUAGCACUAAAAUUUACAAGUGUCUAAAACCAGUAAACCAUGAUGCAGUAAAAACAUUUCAUGAGUUUUCUACUUAUUCGACUGGUUAAAAUAACAAAUCUUUAUGUCAUCUCUAUUUCCAUUUCAUAUUCAGUAUUGAUUCCAGCUUUUAGAACAUUAAGAAUAUCUGAAUAAACAUGUAAGAGAAUUUUUUUAUCUUUAUUCUUUUAUUCUGCAGAUAUGUUGGCAAGUCACCAGUUUCUAAGAAGGAAUUUGAUCAACAUGAACAUGAUCAUAACAAGAUGCAUGAAGAAUCAUCCCAACCUUGAUCAUCAUCUAUAUCUAGACACAUUUUGUACUAACACAUUUUGUAGAGGGAAAGGGGAAGACCAGAAGUCGGUAAGCCAAAAUUUCAAGGCAUGGCACUCGAGUCAUGUAAGUUUGGGACAAUUUGCAGAAGGUUCAAACCACAUCUCCUCAUGGUUCUAACUCAGAUUGGCUACACAUUUCUCUAUUUCCUAACAGAAGCUUCCUUCAAUCGUGGAAUGAAUCCUCAUGUCCACAUAACUUAUCGCCAUAUCGUAGCUGGUGUAGUGAUGUUGCCUUUUGCCUAUUUCCUUGAAAGAAAAGUAAGACCAAAGCUGACAUUACGAUUGUUUAUAGAGAUAUUUGUGCUCUCUUUCCUUGGGGUUGGCUUAACUCUAAACAUGUAUUUUGCAAGUUUGAGAUACACAUCACCAACAUUCAUUGCUUCUUUCGUCAACACCAUUGCUUCCUUGACUUUUAUAAUUGCUGUUGUACUCAGGUUAGAAGUCGUCAACGUUGCAAGCCCUCGUGGGAUGGCAAAAAUUCUUGGGACAUUAGUUUCCUUAGCUGGAGUUAUGACGAUGACACUGUACAAAGGUCCUCUCUUGAGAAACCCUUGGGGUGCUGUAGUCCACAUCCACGGAAAUACAAUUCAUGAGAACUGGUUGAAGGGUUCAAUUCUUACAGUAGCAAGCUGCAUAACAUGGUCUAUCUGGUACAUCAUGCAGGCAUUCACACUGAAGAAAUAUCCAGCACAGCUUUCACUGACUACAUGGAUGAGCUUCAUUGGGGCGGCACAAUCAGCUGUCUUCACGGCGUGCAUAGAACAUAAACGGGCAGCAUGGACCAUUGGACUUGACAUCAACUUAUGGUGCAUUAUAUAUGCUGGAGUGGUGUGCUCAGGAUUGAUAAUAUUCAUUCAACUAUGGUGCACAGAAGAGAAAGGACCAGUUUUUGUAACCAUGUUUAACCCGCUUUCAACAGUGUUAGUGGCAGUUCUAGCAUACUUUGUCCUUGGUGAAGGGCUGUAUAUAGGCAGCAUCGUUGGAGGAGCUAUAGCUAUCAUUGGUCUCUACUUGCUGCUGUGGGGGAAAGAAGGGGAUCAAGAAGUUCACAUCAAAUCUCAAGAGCCAUUACAUCUGACUUAUGAAGAGCAAAAAGAAACCAAGCUUCAUGUCAUCACAUCAGAGGAGAAGGCACUUCAGAUGGACCCCUAGAACUCUGAGACCACAUCAGAUUAACGAAAAAAAGAAUUACUGUAUGCAUAUCAAUUCAAGGGUACCAGAAGCAUUGCAUAUAAAUUUAGGUAGCACUGCAAAUAAAGUUAGGUCAAUUUCCUCAUUAUUUUAGUUUUCUCCACAAGCUUCUAUGAACAUGUUGCACAGAACCAAACUAUUGGGCGAGUUACAUGAAAUCCAAGUCUUAUGGUGUCAACUGCUGAAAUUGAUAAAAUACCUAAAAGUCGAUAAAUUUCCAAGCCAUGAUGCUGCAAUGCUAAUAGGGUAUAUGACGCCACAUAACAGGGCUGCAAAACUAAUGGUUAAGGAUCUCUUUGGCAUCUUCCUUUCAUAUCAU
This is a messenger RNA of Macadamia integrifolia, 2248 nucleotides long. RefSeq names its product WAT1-related protein At4g08300-like. Gene Ontology annotation, cellular component: plasma membrane. Gene Ontology annotation, molecular function: transmembrane transporter activity. The record is from RefSeq and is a predicted model, not a curated record. Lineage: Eukaryota; Viridiplantae; Streptophyta; Magnoliopsida; Proteales; Proteaceae. The transcript has 7 exons. Bases 787 to 1890 code for a protein of 367 amino acids.